Molecule: messenger RNA, 2479 nt
Organism: Octodon degus (degu)
Lineage: Eukaryota; Metazoa; Chordata; Mammalia; Rodentia; Octodontidae
Gene: Calcrl
Product: calcitonin receptor like receptor
Exons: 16
Coding region: 507-1901 (464 amino acids)
Biological process (GO): adenylate cyclase-activating G protein-coupled receptor signaling pathway; angiogenesis; cell surface receptor signaling pathway
Cellular component (GO): plasma membrane
Molecular function (GO): adrenomedullin receptor activity; calcitonin receptor activity; calcitonin gene-related peptide receptor activity
Source: RefSeq, a predicted model, not a curated record
CUUCCAAUCCACUCAAAACAACUCCUCUCUCCAGCAGAGAGUGUCACCUCCUGCCUUGGGACAGCGGGCUCCGCUUACUGCAGCUCCCUCACGCGCAGGUCCCAUCGCAAGUCUUCCCUCGUCCCCACCUUCCCUGGGUAUAAAUCUCUGCUGCAGAAUCACAGAAAAUCAAAUUCUAGCCUGAGCCUGUUUCACCAAGAAGUUCCUCACGAGCUGUGCUGGGGCCCUACGAUGAUACAUCAACCACUUUUGCUGCCACCUGUCAAAACUUUGGAUGAACCUACUUUCAGGUCAUGACCUCUGACUUUAAGAAAUUCUUCAAGACAAUGUCAGAUAUGAUCCAAGAGAAAAUGUGAUUUGAGUCUGGAGACAAUCGUGCAUAUCACUUAAUAAUAAAUCCCGAGAUACAAAGAGAAGAGAAAACCAAGCCCAGAGGAUUGCUACGACCAACAAGGAGAUCCUGCUAGUACAGCUUGAUUUACAAAUAAUUUAUUUGGGCUAUAAAGAUGGAGAAAAAGUAUACCCUGUAUUUUUUGCUGCUUUUUCCUUUAUUAAUGAGUCUCGCCGCAGCAGAACCUGAAGAACACCCCAAUGACACCGUGCACUUGAGGGUGACUCGAAAUAAAAUCAUGACUGCUCAGUACGAGUGUUACCAAAAAAUUAUGCAAGAUCCUAUGCCACAGACAGAAGGCACUUACUGCAACAGGACAUGGGACGGCUGGCUCUGCUGGAACGACGUGGCCGCCGGAACGGAGGCCAUGCAGCACUGCCCGGAUUACUUUCAAGACUUUGACCCUUCAGAGAAAGUUACAAAGAUCUGCGAUCAAGACGGAAACUGGUUUAGACAUCCGGAAAGCAACAGAACGUGGACCAACUAUACCCAGUGCAACAUCAACACGUCUGACAAAGUGAAGACGGCACUGAAUUUGUUCUACCUGACUAUCAUUGGACAUGGGUUAUCUAUUGCGUCACUGGUUAUCUCACUGGGCAUAUUCUUUUACUUCAAGAGCCUGAGUUGCCAAAGGAUUACACUGCACAAAAAUCUGUUUUUCUCAUUUGUCUGUAACUCCACCGUGACAAUCAUUCACUUCACCGCAGUGGCCAACAACCAGGCCUUGGUGGCCACAAAUCCUGUCAGCUGUAAAGUGUCCCAGUUCAUUCACCUCUACCUUCUGGGCUGCAACUACUUCUGGAUGCUGUGCGAGGGCAUCUACCUGCACACGCUCAUCGUAGUGGCCGUGUUCGCUGAGAAGCAGCACUUGGUGUGGUAUUAUUUUCUUGGCUGGGGAUUUCCACUGAUUCCUGCCUGUAUACACGCUAUUGCCAGAAGCUUAUAUUAUAAUGACAAUUGCUGGAUUAGUUUUGACACCCACCUCCUCUACAUUAUCCAUGGCCCCAUUUGUGCUGCCUUACUGGUGAAUCUUUUCUUCUUGUUGAACAUUGUGCGUGUUCUCAUCACUAAGUUAAAAGUCACGCACCAGGCCGAAUCCCAUCUCUACAUGAAAGCUGUGAGGGCUACUCUGAUCCUGGUCCCACUGCUUGGCAUCGAAUUUGUGCUGCUGCCCUGGCGGCCUGAGGGAAGAAUAGCUGAGGAGGUCUACGACUACAUCAUGCACAUUCUCAUGCACUUCCAGGGUCUUUUGGUCUCCACAAUUUUCUGCUUUUUUAAUGGAGAGGUUCAAGCAAUUCUGAGGAGAAACUGGAACCAAUACAAAAUCCAGUUUGGAAACAGCUUUUCCCACUCGGACGCGCUCCGCAGCGCAUCUUACACGGUGUCAACAAUCAGUGACGUUCCUGGCUUUAGUCAUGACUGCCCCAGUGAACAGCUGAACGGGAAAAGCAUGCAUGAGAUUGACAAUGUUGCCCUCAAGUCAGAAAAGCUAUAUGAUUUAGUUAUAUGAAAAUAGAGGAAUCUUUGUCUAUUUUGUGCCACUUCUAGCUCAAGGACUUGGACCCAUGAUCUUACAGUCAGAAGACUUCGGUAUUAAGUGCAUUUCUUGAACGCCAUAAAGAGAGACCUCAAAUGAAAUGAGCGUUAUGUUAAUUGUUUGACAACUAGCUGCAAAUGGGGGGAAAGCCCUGAUUUAUGUAUGACAGUAAAUUCUCCACUACAGCUUGUUUCAAAGUGCCAACUUGACACCACUCGAUGUGGAACUGGGGAAAGAAAAACUACAAUCAACUCAUGAGCUGUUGUGUGUCAGCUCCAGCACACCCCUGCAUGAAUUAACCUAUGAAUACAACUCUAAAAGUUCACACGCACACUGGGUAUGACCCUACUUUUGUUAUGUAAGGAGACCUGGCUAACUCUUAUAGACAUGGCAGAAAAUUUUACUUUUGAUUUGUGAACUAUAAAACUCACUAUCCAACUUUCAUUGGUCCAGUUGGAUUUCAUUGGCCCAGAAAGAACUCCUUUUUGCAAUGCUUUCUCAAAUGAAUCAAAGAUUUGUUUUUUUUUCUUAUUAUCUUAUUCUAUGUUUUU